Cooperia oncophora is the source of this 240-nucleotide messenger RNA. The record is from the annotation of a GenBank genome assembly. NCBI's taxonomy places the organism in Eukaryota, Metazoa, Nematoda, Chromadorea, Rhabditida, Trichostrongylidae.
AUGGCACGACAGAUGGUGGACACGACUCCAGGACUACCGAGAAGCCUGCUACCGCCAGCACCCAGAACCCUAGGCGAAAGCAGCGUUGACUCUGGACAUCGAAACAACUUCAAUGCCCGAGUACCGCGCGUAGUAGUGACGCAGUCAGGCAAGGAGCGAACCACAACAGUGUCACCUUCUGAGCCAUUUGAUUCUAUUGCCGAAUAUAACAAAUGGAUUGCUGAGGUAAGCAACAAAUGA